AUAUUCAUGUGUUAUAAAAAUGAUACUAGUAAACUAAAUAACCAAAUCUUUUUGAAUCGGAAUAAUUUAUUAAUUAAUAUGAUGCUUUUCUUUUUAUUAAUAUGAUGCUUCUUUACUACUACGUGGCGUGGGGUAAAGUGUCCCCAAUCUUGCUCCUACAGGUAGGCCCCCAUUUCUCAUAUUAAUAUCCUCCACACCUUCAAUUUAAUUCAGCUUAUUUCAUUUUCUGACUUUUUUUUAAAAAGUUCUGCUUCAUAUCUCUCUGCAGAAUACGCAGUUUUUUCUCGCAACUAACCAGCCACAGAUCUCUCGAUUUUGUUAUGGUGUGGCCAUCGAAGCGACUGGCGGAGACAGUGAUGAAGAGCGGCGCGAUUGUGGAGGAAGGCUACGUGUACGAAGACGAGACGCAUCUCACUGUUCGGAAAACCUCUCUCUUUUUCGCCGGCGACGGCUUCACUGCUUACGACUGCAAAGGCGAGCUCGUCUUCCGAGUCGACUCGUACGGCCCCGACGCCGGCGAUACGGGUGAAGUCGUUCUCAUGGACGCUGCCGGAAGAUGCAUCCUCACCGUCCGUCGCAAGCGGCCAAGCCUGCACCAGCGGUGGGAGGGCUUCGUCGGCGAGGGAGCGGAUGGGAAGAAGCCGGUGUUCAGCGUGCGAAGGUCCUCGAUAAUCGGACGGUCGAGCAUGACGGUGGAGGUGUACACCAACCCCGGCGAGGAGUACCAGAUCGAAGGCUCCUUCGCCUGCCGGAACUGCAACAUUUUCAACGCCGAUAAGGAGAUCGUGGCGGAGGUCCGCCGCAAGGUGGACGCGACCACCAACGUGGUGCUCGGGAAGGACGUCUUCGUGCUGUCGCUGAAGCCGGGGUUCGACGGCGCCUUCGCCAUGGGGCUGGUGCUGAUACUCGAUCAGAUACACGGCGCCGACGAAGACGACGCCGACGGCGGCCAGAACGGAAGCAAGGUCGGUGUGGAGCCCACCGGUGAGGAUUCGAAUAAUUCAAAUCUCUCUACCUAAGUUUAGAAUACUUUUUUGUUAAUUACACCUUGCCCCCAUGAUCUAGUUGUCAUGCAACAAAGGCUCCCCUAAGUUUCGCCUAUACACUUUUGUAGCCUCUUGUUUGUUAUAUUUGUAUAGGUUGUAGCUCUUUGCAAGAAAUUUGCGCUUUGCUUAUGGUUUAUCUUUUAUGUAAUGUUAUGUGACAUCUUUGUAUUAAUGGGGAAUUUGUUGGUAUAUAUAUUCAUCUUUUAAGCGAA
Molecule: messenger RNA, 1258 nt
Organism: Salvia miltiorrhiza (redroot sage)
Lineage: Eukaryota; Viridiplantae; Streptophyta; Magnoliopsida; Lamiales; Lamiaceae
Product: protein LURP-one-related 5-like
Exons: 2
Coding region: 321-1019 (232 amino acids)
Source: RefSeq, a predicted model, not a curated record